CCCGAGGUCGCGUCUUUCCCCCAGGUCUCCGCGGUCCCCAGCGCUCGCCCGCGCGGUCCUGCCACGGCCUUCCUGCUGCCCGCGCCAUGGGCCUCAGCUCCGACUCCCCUGUGCGAGUUGAGUGGAUCGCCGCCGUGACCUUUGCUGCUGGCACAGCCGCUCUCGGUUACCUGGCUUACAAGAAGUUCUACGCUAAAGAGAGUCGCACCAAAGCUAUGGUGAACCUUCAGAUCCAGAAAGACAACCCGAAGGUUGUGCACGCCUUCGACAUGGAGGAUCUGGGGGAUAAGGCCGUGUAUUGCCGGUGCUGGAGGUCUAAAAAGUUCCCGUUCUGCGAUGGGGCUCACAUAAAGCACAAUGAGGAGACUGGAGACAACGUGGGACCUCUGAUCAUCAAGAAAAAAGAAACUUAAUGGACAGUUGCGAGGCUACACCCCAGCGUGUUGUGAUGUCACCUGAUCAUUUAAUUAGAAUGGCACCCAACCCACUGUCUGGUUGGCCUCCCAGGUUCUGGUGUGGUUGGUACUUGCAAAUCGCAGCUUUCAUGUUCACGGCAUCGGCCUUGCCAUUGAAACAUCGUGGUGCACAUUUGUUGAAAGAAGAAGAAAAGGAAAGGCUGAACCAACCUCAUGCUCUGUGGGUUAUCUUGGUCUCGUAAGGAUCCGUUCCUUUAAAAUAAUGGUCUUAGAAUAGAGUUAUGUCUUGAGGUUAUAUAUUAAAUUAUUCCAAAAUCA
Molecule: messenger RNA, 734 nt
Organism: Rattus norvegicus (Norway rat)
Lineage: Eukaryota; Metazoa; Chordata; Mammalia; Rodentia; Muridae
Gene: Cisd1
Product: CDGSH iron sulfur domain 1
Exons: 3
Coding region: 87-413 (108 amino acids)
Biological process (GO): regulation of autophagy
Cellular component (GO): mitochondrial outer membrane
Molecular function (GO): L-cysteine:2-oxoglutarate transaminase activity; 2 iron, 2 sulfur cluster binding
Source: RefSeq, marked provisional